GUAAAUGUGUCGUUUUAUCUUUGUUUCUCGUCGUUUUACUGAACGUCGCCUUACUUGGUUUUGUUUUGCAGUUGUCAAGGCGUCGUCGUUGACUGAGUUGAACGCUGAUUCUGAGGAUAAGUAUCGGAGGUUCUUGGGUUGUUCUGUCGAGGAUAGGUCUUUCAGUCGCGACGGAGAGUUUUUAGACGAGCAGGAGGUGGGCCGGUCAGGCGACGUUGCCGAGGAGGAGGAGGUAGACGAGGAAUCAGGUCAACUGACUCGUCGUCGGAAAAGGUUGGAUUUGCUUGAGGAGGUAGUGGCAAACUCAUCGUCCGCCGAAGGUGAAGUAGGUGAUAUGGCUGACAACUCAGAGCAUACUCUUUCGUCUCGUCCUGUGUCGAGGAUGUCUCAGAGCGAGAUUCAGGAGCGUGCAAGGAAGCGACUGAGGUCGUCCUCGACUUCUGGUGGACGAGGUAUGACGGUCGUACCUCGGUUUUCUGCGAUAGGUUCGUCGGCCGAGACGCCUGUCGUCAUAGGAGCCGAAGGCUUUCAUCCGAUUGCUUCGUCGUCGCCUCCACAGCCGUUCAAGGCGUCGUCUGCUGCUGUCGACGUUAGUAAAGUGUCUACUUCGUCGGCCAAGAAGCGACCUGUCGAGACGGAUCCUGUCGAGGAGACGGUUAUCACUUUGCCCCCAAGCUUCUUGGGUGAUGAAGAGGCGUCGGUUAUAUGGCCUUUCGCUGAUCGCUUGAUCUUGCCUACGACGUAUCGACGAUACCACGAGGUGGAUCCUCUUCCUGUCGCGUCGGACGCCGCUGAGCUUAGUCUGCGGGCGUCGCAGGCUGCCUUGGCUGUACGCAGGCAGUGUUCGUUGCUGUGCGAUGAGGUGACGAAUGCAAGGCAGCUGACAGCGACGGCGAAGAAGGCGGCCGCGUCGUGGGAAGCGAAGUGGAAAGCUGCUGAGAAGAAGGUCGUGGAUCUUGCUGCGGUGGUUAAGGCCAAGGGUGAUCAAUUGAAAGGUAAGGAUAAGCAGUUAGCCGACGUGGCCAAAGAUCUGGAGAAAGUGAAGGAGGAGUUGACCUCGACGACGGAGGAGUUGGAUGGAUUGAGGAGCUUGUACGACGCCCUGCAGGAGGAGGCGAAGGACGUCGAGGCUCUUGCUAUAUGGAGGACGCGGGCGCAGAUGAUGUAUUCCUGCCUGAUUGGGGAGACUAGCCUUUGGCCGUGUCAAAAGGAGGUGGAUGACUAUCUGGCUAAUGGCGACACUAUGGCUGACCUGUCGGUGCCUGUGGUGGAUUCGGAGGAGUUGGCGAAGACGGCUGAUACUGCUAGUACUGAGGCGACGGAGGUGGAUGCGGCUUUGUUGGUGGUGAGUGCGCCUGUUCCGGACCAAGAGGGGGAGGUUUUAGCUGUUGGGUGCGAAGAGGAGGCCCUCGUCGUCGUUUCUCAAGACGAGACGUUGGACGUGGCGUCGGUGGAGGCGCCAGUCGUGCCCCCAGAGCAAGAGUCGGAGCAGGAAGCCGCGGUCUCUACUCAGGAAGAAGGGAUGUAAUAGUUUGUAGUUUUCGAAUUUUUGUUGG
Messenger RNA from Spinacia oleracea (spinach), 1556 nucleotides. RefSeq lists its product as uncharacterized. The record is from RefSeq and is a predicted model, not a curated record. The transcript has 3 exons. Lineage: Eukaryota; Viridiplantae; Streptophyta; Magnoliopsida; Caryophyllales; Amaranthaceae. Bases 5 to 1528 code for a protein of 507 amino acids.